CGGCGUGCGCCCGAUGCGACCUCUGGGCCGCAUCGUGGGAGGCCGCGCCUCCAAACCGGGCGACUAUCCCUGGCAGGUGGGCAUCAAGUACCGCAGUGGCUUCCGCACCAUUCACCUCUGCGGUGGAGCACUUAUCGCCGACAGAUGGGUGCUCACAGCGGCACACUGCUUCCAACAUCGAAGGAACAUAUCGAGGUACAUCUUCCGCCUCGGAGACUUCAACAAAAGUGUCAUGGAGCCAGGGGAGGUCCACGCCAAAGGGGACAUGAUGAUCACGCACGGCAAGUUUGACAUUCAGACGUUCCGAAACGACAUCGCAUUGGUGCGGUUGGCGCAGCCAGUGGACCUGGAAGGAAAAAACGCCAAUCUGCAGACUGUCUGCCUUCCCGAUGGCAACAGUAUGGACUUCUCAAAGGCUCGCUGCAUGGCCACCGGCUGGGGAGAGACGCAGUUCAAGGGUCGCCACUCGGACGUGCUGAUGGAAGUAAUGCUGCCCGUGUGGUCGCACGACAAGUGCGCGAGAGCCUACAGGAACUACAAUAAAAUAACUUCCUCCAUGUUCUGUGCUGGCUACGUGGAGGGGAAAAAGUCAUCCUGCAGCGGUGACUCUGGAGGACCUCUGCAAUGUACUUUCGACGAGCGCACUUGGUUCUUGGCCGGAGUGGUGUCCCAUUCGGUAUACUGCGCGCUACCCAACAUGCCUACAGUGUUUACAAAAGUGGCGCCUUUCUUGGACUUCAUUCGCGACCAGAUGGCGCAGCACUCAAGAUGAUUAAAGAAACUUAUAGGAGUGA
Molecule: messenger RNA, 794 nt
Organism: Rhipicephalus microplus (southern cattle tick)
Lineage: Eukaryota; Metazoa; Arthropoda; Arachnida; Ixodida; Ixodidae
Product: anionic trypsin-2
Biological process (GO): proteolysis
Molecular function (GO): serine-type endopeptidase activity
Source: RefSeq, a predicted model, not a curated record